This is a messenger RNA of Pteropus alecto (black flying fox), 2818 nucleotides long. RefSeq names its product growth factor receptor bound protein 2 (gene GRB2). NCBI's taxonomy places the organism in Eukaryota, Metazoa, Chordata, Mammalia, Chiroptera, Pteropodidae. Gene Ontology annotation, molecular function: protein binding. The transcript has 5 exons. The coding region runs from base 218 to 868 and encodes 216 amino acids. The record is from RefSeq and is a predicted model, not a curated record.
GCUGGGACAGCAGGCCGAUUGGCAGGGCGGGGCUGCCUUCGAUCCUGGCCACUUCUCUCAAUCAUCGUCUUCUGAUUCAGGGUGGCAUUGUGUGUCCCGGAGUGCAGGAGCGAGUCCCAGAAGAGAGGCGAGGCUGAGCCCAGAGCGCUGGGCUGCUUCAGCAGGGAAGACUCCCUUCCCCCUGCUUCAGGCUGCCGAGCACUGAGCAGCGCUCAGAAUGGAAGCCAUCGCCAAGUAUGACUUCAAAGCCACUGCAGACGACGAGCUGAGCUUCAAAAGAGGGGACAUCCUCAAGGUUUUGAAUGAAGAAUGUGAUCAGAACUGGUACAAGGCAGAACUCAAUGGGAAAGAUGGCUUCAUUCCCAAGAAUUACAUAGAAAUGAAACCACAUCCGUGGUUUUUUGGCAAAAUCCCCAGAGCCAAAGCAGAAGAAAUGCUUAGCAAACAGCGGCAUGAUGGAGCCUUCCUUAUCCGAGAGAGCGAGAGUGCUCCUGGGGAUUUCUCCCUCUCAGUCAAGUUUGGAAACGACGUGCAGCACUUCAAGGUGCUCCGGGACGGAGCCGGGAAGUAUUUCCUCUGGGUGGUGAAGUUCAAUUCUUUGAAUGAGCUGGUAGAUUAUCACAGAUCUACAUCCGUCUCCAGAAACCAGCAGAUAUUCCUCCGGGACAUAGAGCAGGUGCCACAGCCGACAUACGUCCAAGCCCUCUUUGACUUCGACCCCCAGGAGGAUGGAGAGCUGGGGUUCCGCCGGGGAGACUUUAUCCACGUCAUGGAUAACUCAGACCCCAACUGGUGGAAGGGGGCGUGCCACGGGCAGACCGGCAUGUUCCCCCGCAAUUACGUCACCCCUGUGAACCGGAACGUGUAGGAGUCGAGGGGAGAGUAUUUAAAGAAAGCGAAACAUGGAAAACACGUCCAAAAGAAUUCACCCCACGAGCUGCUCUAGCGGCAGCCUGCGAGGGGCUCGGAACACCUUGCCGGGUCACCCGAUGACCCUCUCACCUGGUUGGAACUUUGGGGGGUGGGAGGGGGAGUUGGAUAUAACAAUGCCAAAACUUACCUAUAAAUUAAGAAAAAGAGUUUUUAUUACAAAUUUUCACCGCUGCUCCUGUUUCUCUUCCUUUGUCCUUUUUUUCAUCUCUUUUCCCUUCUGUCCAUCAGUGCAUGACGUUUAAUGCCACAUAUAGUCCUAGCUGAUGCCAAUAAUAAAAGAAAAGAAACCAAGUGGGCUGGUAUUUUCUCUAUGCAAAACGUCUGUUUUAGUCAGAAUGACUGAAGGAACAGCCGUUGCUGGGCGCUUCAUGUACACACGCAGAAGCGGCGGCUUCUGCCCAAGGAGGGGCGGGCGAGUAGGAAUCCGCCUUCCAGCCCCCACCCCAGUGUCUCCGUCAAAGUUGGAAACAGAGAGGGGGUGAAAGGAGGCAGCGUUGCCCCUUAUGACUUCCUGAGAAAGUCAAGCUGAAACCCGUGUCUCUCUCUCUCCGCGUUUUUCCCUUCCGAAUGGUAUUACUGAGCAUGUCGUUUUUUAUAGUGCCUUUUUCCUUAUUUCAAGGGUUGCUUAUGAGUGGUGUUCUUUUUGUUUUGUUUUAAAAUAAGUUAAAGACAGUCUAGAGCUUUUCAGCUGGUGUGUCUCCUACUCUGUGUAAAUAUUGUUCCCUCAGGGGGAGGGGAGAACAGGGUAGAGAAGAGGAGGCAGGUAGAAGUGCGGGCUGCGGGCAUUCUGCGUCCUAAGGCAGGAGAGGUUAAGGUUCAGCUUUGAUACCUGUGAGCCCUCCGGAGUUUAAAAGGCCAGGAGCCCAGGGUAUCUGGAGUCGCUGCCCGGGCCGCGGUGUGACCAGCUGCCAGGGAAGGAGAGGCGACGGCUCUUCCCACGUUGGACUGGAUCUGGCUGAAAGGGGGCUCAGUGACCUUGACCUUGCGGUCUCAGGUGCUGUCUACCCCCUCCUUAAUCCUAGAGACCCUUAAGCUGCAAAUCCCUCCAGCCAGCAAAUUUCAAACACAGGAAAGCCCGAGGAAUUUAAACUGUCACUUUGACUAUAUCGGGAUAUACCGUAUUCCUACGUGGGGGUAGAAAAUGAGUCUUCAUUUUUCUUGCUCUGAAAGCCAGGGGUAUCUGUUCAUGCCUUUUACUUUUUGUGUCCCCACCUAACCUGCCCAGAUGAGCCUUAGGGCAGCAUCCAAGAAGCAGCUGGGUGGUUUUCGGUCUCAUUCACAGCGGGCUGUGUUUAUAGCUGCUCCACCCCAACCCCGAAACGGAAAGAUUUCCGGGAAGCAGGGAUAGCUGGGAAGGAAGGCUGGAAAUGCAGGAAGGCCAAGCCCACUGCAGAGCGCUCUGUCUCCUGUCAGCUUCUUGCCCCUCGGAGUGAUGUGCCUGUGACCUUUCUCUCUUCACCCAGUCCCCUUCUGACCACACCAAGGGGGCCGCAGAGUCAUUGAUGGCUUUGGGCUCUAACGCGGUCGUGGGCGUCUGCCCUGGACUCUGGUUGUGGAGCCAGACUGGGCCCAGGGCUCUUGGAGGCCCAAGAGGCGGCUGCUCUUCUGGACGGAGCGAGAGGCCUCUCGCUCCCUCUCUUGAUAGCUUCUCCCUUCCCCGCUGGUAAAAGGAAUCUGGCAUUCUACACCUGGACCAUUUGAUUGUUUUAUUUUGGAAUUGGUGUAUAUCAUGAAGCCUUGCUGAACUAAGUUUUGUGUGUAUAUAUUUAAAAAAAAAAAUCAGUGUUUAAAUAAAAAGAUCUAUGUACUUAAUCCUUUAACUCUGCGGAUAGCAUUUGGUAGGUAGUGAUUAACUGUGAAUAAUAAACAUACAGUGACUUCUUCA